AUGGGGGCUAGAAGCGCAGCCACAUUGGCCGUUGCGGGUAUCGGCGUAGCUCUCGCCAUAGUAUCUUGCUGCUACAUGGCCGACAAUUACCUAGUCAUCUCGCAUCCCACCCUCUGCACCGGCGUGUCGAACGCCACUCUCUGCUCCCAAGAAUUCCGCGCUGCUCGCCGGCAGCUCAGCGUCCUCCCGCAGGCCGCCGACACAGUCACGGCGGCGAUGGUCUCCACGGUGGCGGCGCAAGUAUCCGCGAUCAUCGGUGCCGCCGCGGAGAUCAAGCGCGCCAAUGUCCGCGGGAACCAUUUCAUCAACGUGGUGGCGGACGACUGCAGCACGCAGGGCGGCAUCGCGCUGCGCUACCUGGGCCGCACGCUGGACGCGAUCGACACGGACAGCGCGCAGCACGAUCGCGCGUUCUGGCUGUCCGCCGCCAGCACGCAAGUGGGGAAUUGCGUCGACGGGUUCAAGACGCUUGCGCCCUCCGCGACAUUCCAGCCCGCAUUCGUGCAUCUCGAGACUGUCGCCAACAAAGCGAGCGACACGCUAGAGGCCGUCGUAGCCAUCGCCAAGAAAGCUGCGGCAGGUCCACCCGAGUUGGGUCGCAAGCUCGCGUCGUCCGAGCCCGGUGCUGUCGCAGGAGGCGCCAAAUGGCUGGACGACGACUUUAUCGCACAGCUGCGACAGCUUCAGGCGGAGUUGAAUGCCCUGGGCGACGGCGUUCACGAGUACGUCGCACGGCGUGAGCUGCGACGCCGUGACGACGACGACGACGAUGACGAUGAUGACGACGACGAGGACAAGAAGGAUAAAAAGGACAAGAAGAGCAAGAAGAACAAGGACAGCAGCGGCGGAAGCGGAGGCAGCAGCAAGAGCAAGAGCAAGAGCAAGAGCAAGAGCAAGAGCAAGGGCAGCGGCGUGAAACCCGCCUCGGGUCCCAUUCGCGCGAGCAAGGGCCUGAAGGCCAACGCCGUCGUGAAGGGGAAGAUUCAGUCCGCGAUUGACGCCGCUCCUGGCGGCAGCCAGUACGUGAUCUACAUCCCUGCCGGCACGUACAGGGAGCAGGUUGUCAUCGACACCCCCGAUAUUAUCCUCAUCGGGGCCGGCGCCGGCGCUACCGUGAUCACGUACGACGAGAGCUACGGCAGCGGGUCGAGCACGUUCGAUUCAGCCACGGUCGGGGUGAACAGCGACCGUUUUGUCGCGUUCGGAAUCAAAUUCGUGAACACAGCCGGCCCCGAGAACCACCAGGCUGUAGCGUUCCGCGCUACAGGCGACCAGUCGGCGGCGAUCGACUGCGCGUUCGAAGGCGCGCAGGAUACGCUGUACGUGGACGCGGGGCGGCAGUUCUACUCCAACUGCUACAUCGGCGGCACGCAGGACUUCAUCUUCGGCGACGCGGCCGCCGUCAUUCAGAACGCCAAAAUCCAGCUGCAUCCCAGCAAGUCGUUCAUCACGCUCACCGCGUCGGGCCGCGCCAAGGACACGCCGACGGGGAUCGUGAUUCGCGACUCGGUGGUGAGCGCGGACAAGGGCGCGGCGAAGGCGUACCUGGGGCGGCCGUGGAAGAAGUGCGCGUUCACGGUCUUCGUGAACGUCGUGCUGCCGGCCGUCAUCCAGCCGGAUGGGUGGCUGUCGUGGAACGAGGGCAGCUGCAUGUUCCUGGCGGAGGCCGGCAGCAAGGGCCCGGGCGCCAAGGCGUCGCGCGCCGACUGGGUGGACCCUGGGAUCAUCUCCAGCGGCGCCUCCUACACCGCCGCUGCCUUCGCUGAACCUCACUUGCUCAUCCCUUCCCACUCAGCAGCCUCACAUGCUCAUCCCUUCCCACUCAGCAGCCUCACAUGCUCAUCCCUUCCCACUCAGCAGCCUCACAUGCUCAUCCCUUCCCACUCAGCAGCCUCACAUGCUCAUCCCUUCCCACUCAGCAGCCUCACGUGCUCAUCCCUUCCCACUCAGCAGCCUCACAUGCUCAUCCCUUCCCACUCAGCAGCCUCACAUGCUCAUCCCUUCCCACUCAGCAGCCUCACAUGCUCAUCCCUUCCCACUCAACAGCCUCACAUGCUCAUCCCUUCCCACUCAACAGCCUCACAUGCUCAUCCCUUCCCACUCAGCAGCCUCACUUCCUCACGUGAGGAUGGGAAGUCCAUUCGUUCUGUUUUCCACCCCGGCCCUUUCUCUCUGUGUCCCACUCCAGUCCAUUCUCUCUGUUUCCCACCCCAGUCCUUUCUCUCUGUUUCCCACCCCUCUGUUUACCACCCCAGCCCUUUUUCUCUGUUUCCGAACGCAUUCUCUUUGUUUUCCACCCCACUCGUUUAA
Messenger RNA from Closterium sp. Naga37s-1, 2310 nucleotides. The record is from the annotation of a GenBank genome assembly. NCBI's taxonomy places the organism in Eukaryota, Viridiplantae, Streptophyta, Zygnematophyceae, Desmidiales, Closteriaceae.